Leucoraja erinaceus (little skate) is the source of this 975-nucleotide messenger RNA. RefSeq names its product proline-rich protein HaeIII subfamily 1-like. The coding region runs from base 1 to 975 and encodes 324 amino acids. The transcript has a single exon. The record is from RefSeq and is a predicted model, not a curated record. NCBI's taxonomy places the organism in Eukaryota, Metazoa, Chordata, Chondrichthyes, Rajiformes, Rajidae.
AUGACAACAGACCCCGCCCCAUGGCAACAGGCCCCGCCCCAUGGCAACAGGCCCCGCCCCAUGGCAACAGGCCCCGCCCCAUGGCAACAGGCCCCGCCCCAUGGCAACAGGCCCCGCCCCCCGUGGCAACAGACCCCGCCCCCAUGGCAACAGACCCCGCCCCCAUGGCAACAGACCCCGCCCCACGGCAACAGACCCCGCCCCCGGCAACAGACCCCGCCCCAUGGCAACAGACCCCGCCCCACGGCAACAGACCCCCCGCCCCACGGCAACAGACCCCGCCCCACGGCAACAGACCCCGCCCCCGGCAACAGACCCCGCCCCCACGGCAACAGACCCCGCCCCACGGCAACAGACCCCGCCCCCGGCAACAGACCCCGCCCCACGGCAACAGACCCCGCCCCACGGCAACAGAUCACGGCAACAGACCCGCCCCCGGCAACAGACCCCGCCCCACGGCAACAGACCCCGCCCCCCGGCAACAGACCCCGCCCCACGGCAACAGACCCCGCCCCACGGCAACAGACCCCGCCCCACGGCAACAGACCCCGCCCCAUGGCAACAGACCCCGCCCCAUGGCAACAGACCCCGCCCCCGGCCCCCGCCCCACGGCAACAGCCCCCGCCCCACGGCAACAGACCCCGCCCCACGGCAACAGACCCCGCCCCACGGCAACAGACCCCGCCCCACGGCAACAGACCCCGCCCCACGGCAACAGACCCCGCCCCACGGCAACAGACCCCGCCCCACGGCAACAGACCCCGCCCCACGGCAACAGACCCCGCCCCCACGGCAACAGACCCCGCCCCACGGCAACAGACCCCGCCCCAUGGCAACAGACCCCGCCCCACGGCAACAGACCCCGCCCCAUGGCAACAGACCCCGACCCCGCCCACAGCGACUGGCCACGCCCCCUCCCUCCACGUGUACUGCGGCUCGGCGCGAGCGGGGCGGGGGAGAGCGGUGUCCGUCUGA